CCGUUUAAAACGUAAAUCAUACCAAAUACUAAUACUAUAAAUUUAUGUGAUUUAGUUUGCAAUUUAGACCAAAAUUUAGCCAACCCUAUUCAACUAAAGAAAGCAAAGUGGAAUACACUGAUAACAUUAGUGCCCCAUUGCCCGCCUCUCUUUAUAUGUUCUAGAAGUUGCCCCUGUCUCUCUCUCCUCUCUGAAACUCGUAACCAGUAACAACUAACAACCACCAACUACUCUGCCAAGAAAAAGAAAAUUCCGCAAGUGAAUUAGGGUUCUUUCUUGAUCGAUUCAAAAGAUGGGCGGCGGCAACGGUCAAAAAUCCAAGAUGGCUCGUGAAAGAAACGCCGAGAAGAACAAGGCUUCUAAAGGAAGUCAACUUGAAGCUAAUAAAAAAGCCAUGAAUAUCCAGUGCAAGGUAUGCAUGCAGACAUUUAUAUGCACUACAUCAGAGGUGAAAUGCCGAGAGCAUGCUGAAGCGAAGCACCCGAAACAAGAUGUCUAUGCAUGUUUUCCACAUCUCCAGAAAUGACCCAUUAUGAUGGGUGUAUCAAUGUGUGUAUGCUAAUUUAAGCAAGUGGGAAGAAGUUCCCGAACAGAAACGAAUAGGAAAGCAAAGUAUGGGAAGUUGAUGGUUGAGAUUUCAUGCCUUGUGUGAUAUGUAUCAAGAAAUAAUGUAUAAAAACUCUUGAAUGCUGUCUUGGAUUGUUUGAAUUGAUCUGUGAAAGUUUGUUCCUUGAAUGAAACCUUUUAUUUAUGAA
Messenger RNA from Amaranthus tricolor (Joseph's coat), 755 nucleotides. RefSeq lists its product as uncharacterized. Bases 293 to 526 code for a protein of 77 amino acids. NCBI's taxonomy places the organism in Eukaryota, Viridiplantae, Streptophyta, Magnoliopsida, Caryophyllales, Amaranthaceae. The record is from RefSeq and is a predicted model, not a curated record. The transcript is spliced from 3 exons.